This is a messenger RNA of Paralichthys olivaceus (Japanese flounder), 3012 nucleotides long. Lineage: Eukaryota; Metazoa; Chordata; Actinopteri; Pleuronectiformes; Paralichthyidae. The record is from RefSeq and is a predicted model, not a curated record.
ACAUUAGAAUAUAAAUUAGAUGUAUAUAUUCUAAGCAUCUUAUUGUGAAGGCAGCUUCCUCAACCUUCCGGUCCAGUGAGUCCCUGAUCCUCUGCGUGUUUUCUGAAAAUCCGCUUUUUACCGCGAGACUUGCGGAUGUUGUCGCCGAAGAAGAACCGGAAGUGCGUCCACAGAACUAACGCAGCGGGGCUCAGUCCGGAGGAACCGGAGCAGGGCGGGACCCUCUGAGAGUCUCCCGGUGUUCGGAGCUCACUUUGUGGGGUUUGAACCCGGAAGCUCUCUGGAAUCUUCGGCGCUCACUGGUUCGGUCCCCCCCACCGGAAGUGACGUGUCUGCCUGCUGGUGGGCAGUGAAUCAUCAGGGUGGAUGAAGGGGGCGGGGUUAGAGAGAUGCUGUCACCGACUCUAACCCGCAGGAGAACAAACGAACUCCGCACGACCCGCACGUCCUGAGCUGCGGGACCUCAGCCGCAGACAUGGAGGACAUUCUCCGGAAAAUACUCAGAGACGCGACCGGACACAGACACAAAGGAAUACGGGAAGCGUGUGUGUCCGCCCGCGGUGAGUGUCCGCUGAUCUUCAUCAUCUUCAUCAUCAUCAUCAUCAUCAUCAUCCACCUGCUGGAUGUGUGUAUUGAAACCUACUUGUCCAGCUGUCACCAGCGCAGCAUCAACACGGCAGUGAGAGCGACGCUGAGUCAGAUUCUGGGAGACCUGACGCUGCAGCUGCGACACCGACAAGAGGGUGCAGACGGAGAUGAGGUGACAUCACUGCCGCUGCAGAGGAAAGAUGUGUCUCCCACCAGUCAGGCUCUGUGUGAAGACGUGGUGACAGUUCUGACAGUUUUCUGUGAGAAGCUGGAGUCAGUCGACAGUGAGAACCAGCUGCUGCAGCUUCUCUACCUCGAGUGCAUCCUCUCCAUGCUCAGCAGCUGUCCUCCCACAAUGCACCUGUCCAGAGGUUUCACCGACCUCGUGUGGAAGCAGCUGUGUCCGUCCCUCGUAGCGAUCAUGGGAAACCCCGUCAACGACAAAACCAUCGCCUCCCACCAUGGCCACUUGGGGGCAGCAGACAGAGAGCGGCUCUCAGACAGACUCAGUCUUGGAAUCAACCAGGAGGCGGAGCCCUGUGGCGGAGGAGUGUCUGAUCAGGGCAGGGGUUCCGGCUGCUCGUCCAGCCCCCCUGCCAGGAUUGCACCUGUGGUGCGGACGGUGUGUUACAUUGCGGCAGAGCUGGUGCGCCUGGUGAGCUGCGUGGAGUCGAUGAAGCCGGUGCUGCAGUCGCUUUACCACCGGAUCCUCCUGUACCCGCCUCCGCAGCACCGCACAGAGGCCAUACGCAUCAUGAAGGAGAUCCUGGGCAGCCCUCAGCGGCUCUACGACCUCGCCGGUCCGUGCGUCGCUGAACCUGAAACCAGGAAGCGCUCGUUCUCAAAGAGGAAGUCACACCUGGACCUCCUCAAACUAGUGAUGGAUGGGAUGACAGAGGCGUGUGUGAAGGGAGGUAUCGAGGCUUGUUACUCGUCCGUCUCCUGCGCCUGCGCUCUCCUCAGAGCGCUGGACGAGCUGUCGCAGGGCCGCGGCCUCCAGCCCGAGCAGGCGCGGCUUCUCCUCAGACGAUUGGACGACCUGAAGGACGGGACGGAGUCCACGCGUGAGUCCAUGGAGAUCAACGAGGCCGAUUUCAGAUGGCAGAGACACAUCCUUUCCUCCGAGCAGCCCCCGUGGGACACUGGCUCCUCUGCCCCCAACAUGUCCACCACUGGGGCAGCGGAGCGCAGCCCCGACAUCAGCAUCAGCAUCACCACGGAGACGGGCCAAACCACCCUGGAUCUGGAGGCGGGGGGGCUUGGCCUUGGCCCCGGUCACACCACUCCUGAAGAAUGUGGCGAGGACGCUCAACUCCCCUCGCCCUUGUUCUGCAGCGACCAGGAAGCAGCCAAGCAUGAACAGAGCGCAGAGACGAACCAGGUUCGGCAGCAGGAGGAGGGGGGAGGUGCAGGGGAAGUUGAAGAGAGGGGGGAGAGAAGAGGAGGAGGGGGUGUGGUUCCUCCAGAUGUGGUCCAGCGGAGUCAUGCCCUCGUUUACCCCGACAUCACCAACUUUCUGUCUGUGGAGUCCAGGACCAGGUCACAUCACGCCGGAGGAUCACGAUACAGCGAGAGCAACUUCAGUAUGGAGGAACAGGACCUGUCACGGACAGAGUUCGACUCAUGUGACCAGUACUCCAUGGCGGCUGAGAAAGACUCGGGCCGCUCCGACGUCUCUGACAUCGGCUCCGACAACGUCUCCCUUGCUGACGAGGAGCAGCAGACGCCCCGCGACUGCCCGGGCCACCGCUCGCUCCGCACUGCCGCCCUGUCCCUCAAGUUGCUCCGCCACCAGGAGGCCGACCAGCAGAGCACCAGGCUGUUCGUCCAGUCGCUGGCGGCGCUGCUGCCGCGGCUGCUGGGCCUCGCCACCGCCGCCGAAGUCGACCUCUCCCUGCAGAAGUUCUCCUCCAACUUCUGCACCGGACUGCAGGCUGGUGGGAUCCACUCCCCAGGUUUCGAGGCGGCCGACGCUCUGAGCGUUCAGUCUCUGAUGAACGCAGACGGUCUGUACCUGGUGUCGUACUCCGCUCUGCUGCUCAACCUCAAGCUCUGCUGCUGCGACUAUUACAGACGACGAACGCUGGCGCCCGCCCUCGGCCUGCUCAGGGUGACUGAGUACAUCAGUUCAUUGGAACACACCCACUUCAGCGACGGCUCCCUGCAGCCGUCCUCUCUGACCACCAUCACGCAGCAGAGCCAGCAGGCGGCCGGCGUUGACCUGGGGCAGGAGCUGAGCUGUGAGCCCAGCCCCGAGGCCUCGGAGCUGGGCCUGAGUCAGCCCGUCAUCCAGCCUCUGUCCAUCCAGGAGCUGCUGAGGGAGAGCAGCCGAGGGGGCCGCGGCCUCGACCUGAGGGGCGGGAGCCUGAUGACCGGGACCGCCGCCGCCAAGGCCGUGUGCACGCUGUCGACACAGGCGGACAG